UUUAUCGAGGUAGAUUCGAAGCACGAGGUAAACAAAUCACAUCUCGUUAAGAAGCGGCCAAUGAAGCUCAUUGCCGAGGCUUGAGUCUAAUUCUACCAAUUUCUGCGUUAAAUCACUACAAGUUUCAAUUUCAAAAGCGGCAUUCAAUAUAUAACCAUGACUGAAGAAGUUAACCCGAAGGCCUACCCGCUGGCGGAUCAGGCGCUAACUUCCAAAAUUAUGACCCUUCUUCAGCAGGCUGUGAACUAUAAACAACUGCGCCGUGGAGCCAACGAGGCUACAAAAACUUUGAACCGUGGACUCUCCGAGUUUAUCGUGAUGGCAGCUGACGCCGAGCCGCUGGAAAUCAUCCUGCACCUGCCGCUGCUCUGCGAGGACAAAAACGUGCCGUACGUCUUCGUCCGUUCCAAGCAAGCACUUGGCCGGGCUUGUGGAGUUUCCCGGGCGAUUGUGGCUUGCUCAGUGACCAUCAACGAAGGUUCUCAGCUCAAGUCACAGAUAGUCACCAUCCAGCAGGAAAUUGAACGCUUACUGGUUUGAUUGUUUCAUCAGUACAAAAAAAAGCAUUUAUCGAAACAGAUUGAUAGUGUUUUUGUAUCAUUAGGGAAAUAAAUUAAAAUUACGUUUCAUUUCGACUGA
This is a messenger RNA of Uranotaenia lowii, 639 nucleotides long. Its product is annotated as NHP2-like protein 1 homolog. Gene Ontology annotation, molecular function: RNA binding. The transcript is spliced from 2 exons. Gene Ontology annotation, cellular component: small-subunit processome; box C/D methylation guide snoRNP complex; precatalytic spliceosome. The coding region runs from base 157 to 540 and encodes 127 amino acids. Gene Ontology annotation, biological process: mRNA splicing, via spliceosome; ribosome biogenesis; maturation of SSU-rRNA. The record is from RefSeq and is a predicted model, not a curated record. Lineage: Eukaryota; Metazoa; Arthropoda; Insecta; Diptera; Culicidae.